GCGGGCACCAUGGUGGACUCGACAGCGUACCCCGCGUUGGAAGGCACGCCAGAACUCGCCGUGCGGCAGAUUCUGGCGCGCGCCCGCGUGCCGCCUGACCUUCGGUUGGCGGUUGCCGCGAAGGGCUUGCUGGACGCCGACACCUGGGCGGCGGUCGCGGAGACGCUGGAAAGCUUCAAAACGAACAUCGCGAGGCUCCUGGACGAGCAGGCCCUGGGCGCGGACAACAGCCCGACGAGGGAGGCGAACUUGAUCUUCCUUUCGGCCGCGUGGCGAAAGUGCCGUGCCCUGGCGGAGGGGCGCGAUGCAAGGCGCGCGCGCCUUGAGGAGGACCCGCAUCGCAUCCCGGAGAUGGGCAUCCAGGAGCACGGCCAGAAGAAGAUCAAUUUUGUCGCUCUGCACCCGGACGUCCUGCUCACAGAGUUCCGCGAGCCCCACAAGCGAUUCAUCGAGAGGUUGGACCGCGACUUCACUAUCCACGAAGUGGUCCCUCCCUAUGAGCUCGGGGAGGUGCGCGUGAAGUCCGAGUAUAUUGCGCAGAGGGGCGGUUUGGCUUUUUCGGCGGAGCAGCUGCUCAAGGCGGCUCGCGAGGACAUCCCAGCGACGGUGGUUUUGGAGGACGACGCCAUCAACAGGAUCCACGCGUUCUACAUCGCUUUGGAGUACCAGGGCCACGUGAAGUUCGCUUUCUUUGCAGGCAAGCCAGAGACCAACGACAUCACAGGCGGGCCGCUGACGUUUUUGAAUGAGCUGGAGGCGCGGCGGCGCGAGACGCCGGGACUGCAGCACAUUCUGUUGGUCGACCGGCACUUCCGCAAGAAGGUCCACGAGCUGCUGGUGGAGAGCAGGACGACGUUCCCGUCGUAUUCCGCUGCCAUGUGGGAGGUCUUCCACAACCACUGGUACAUUUGGAGCGAGUGCCGCGCCGGAGGCGCCGCGGGGCCGGCGGACGGGCCUUCGAAGAGCAGCCCCAAACGACAACGACAGCGGCAGCAGCAGCAGCAGCAGAAGUCCGAGCGGGCGGCAGCGGCAGGAGCAGCAGGCGGCGGCCAGACCCGUCAGCCAGCCGCCGGUGGCACCAGGAGGGUGCCAGAGAACGAGUGGCGUGCGCUGCAACGCUGUGGCCCAGCAAAGGCGCCGAAGACGUGCAAGUUCUGGAACCUGUCCGGCGGCUGCAAAGACGGCGGCGCGUGCAAGUUCAAGCACGUGUGUUGGCUGUGCGGCGCUGGCCACAAGUGGUGCGACAAUCACUACACUGGUGCCGCCGACGCCGCCAGAAGAUGCCCCAUACUUUUUUUGGAGGUCUUCGGCGGCCAGGCGAAUGCGACUCAUGAACUAAUGCAUCGUAGGGUGCCGUGUCUCCCUCCCGUCGACCUCGAAGCCACGCUGGGCCACGAAUCGACCGACGUCUCCGACGUUACAGUUUUGGAUAAGAUCCUGCAAUGGACCCGAGCCAAGAAGUUGCACUUGGUCUACCCGCAGAGCCUGUCGCGGAAGAUCGCCGAGUUUAUUUGGCGGGACUUUGCCGGAGUGCGUGGGCGCGUCAACUUGACGCACGUUGAUGCCAUGACCGAGGACCACGUGUACGUGGGCAGGGACGGGACUGCCAGUCUGCUCGAGCACACGGCGUGCGUCGAAAAGUACAGGCGCUUCUUGCUCCAACAACCGGGCCUGCUUCGGCAAUUGCCCACUCUACGGGGCAAGAUUCUGGUCUGCCACUGCGACGCGGACGUCCCGUGCCACGCAGACGUGCUGCUGGAAUUGCUGGAGCAGGGCAACCACAGCGACGGUCAAAUCGUCCAGUUCCAGGUUUUCUUCGGCCUCAAGACGGCCAGCCGGAAACGCAAAGUGGGCGAACCAGUUCGCUGGCCAGACAGCACAAGGCGGAAGUCCGGGCACGUUGCGGUCGGCGCGGGGUACCAGCAGACCCUGGGCCUGGUACCUCCGAUCUUCCCGGUGGAUUUGGAGCCGGGCGAGGCGAUCCGCAGGGCUCUGGCAGUGCAGCACCCUCUUGACGUGGACGUCUCGUUGACGGACGCCGAGCAGCAGUGCGUCGAGAGACUGGUGAGCGGCACCGCCGGCAAGUUCCAGGCGACAGCGCACGAGUUCUGGAAGCAACGUGCCACGGAGCUGAAGGAGCGCAGCCUGGACGAGAUCUACAACGUGCCGGACCCGUUCAUCAGGAAUUUGUUCUUGAAGAACACGCGGGCUCGACGCAGAGACUUGCAGCUUGGCGACUUCGUGCGCCUUGCACUUUACCGAGAGCUUGCUGCCGCGGCAAACGUUGCGGACAGCAGCUACAUCGACGAGUUCGCGCACGGCCUGCCCGUCAUUGGCACUGCACGCCCAUCAGGCAGGUGGCCGCCGCUUGACGAGGUCGUCGCACCUGCGAUUUCCGAGGCGGAGCUACGGGAAAGGGCCUGGGAAUUGCAGAAUAAGAUCGCAAGGAGGGUGUCGAGGCUUGAGGAGCCAAACGCCUCCUACAGAGGCCUGAUCGGCGAAAUCCUGCGGAGUUAG
Messenger RNA from Prorocentrum cordatum, 2517 nucleotides. The record is from the annotation of a GenBank genome assembly. NCBI's taxonomy places the organism in Eukaryota, Dinophyceae, Prorocentrales, Prorocentraceae.